GUUUGACAUUUUCUGUUUUUAAAAAUUUCCAAAUCGAAAAGUGCAAAUUGCUCACUAGCUCAUGAUUUAUCAUUAUAUUCACUGAAAUACUGCAAUGGACGUAGGUGAACUCUUAUCUUUCAAGCCUAAGCAAAAUCCUAAAAGGGACAUUGCAGAUGAAGAAGGGGAAUCUGAAGUGGAACGGCCAGGAAAGAAACAAAAACAAUUUCUAACCAGCAAUGUAAAGCCCAGUCAAAGAUCAUCAGCCACAUAUGUUGCCCCUCCAGUUGUUGAAGCACCAGCAAAAGAGGAGUUGCUCAAAUUGUUGGAACAAGAUGAAAAUAAUGAAGGCCUUGAUGAAACCUCUCUUAAGCGAAUGAUUCUAAAUUUUGAUAAGCGUGUUUUGAAAAACCAGGAACUAAGAGUGAAGUUUCCAGAUUCCCCAGAAAAAUUUAUGGAGUCUGAACUGGAAUUGCAUGAAGCAAUACAGCUCAUGCAUGCACUUGCAACAGUUCCUGAACUCUACACUGUAGCUGUUGAACAAAAGUUUAUACCAACAUUGCUGGGCCUUUUAUCACAUGAUAAUACAGACAUUUCAGUUGCAGUGGUAAAUCUACUGCAAGAACUGACUGACAUUGAUACCCUCAAUGAAAGUCAAGAUGAAGCUGCUGUUCUAAUUGAUGCCCUAUUGGAUCAACAAGUUUGUGCCCUUCUUGUCCAUAAUCUUGAACGACUGAACGAAGCCCAGUCAGAAGAAGCCGACGGAGUUCAUAAUUCACUAGCCAUAGUGGAAAACCUGACAGAAAUCAGGCCAGAAGUAUGUCUUCAAGCAGCCCAACAGGGGCUAUUGAGCUGGAUCAUGAAAAGGCUAAAGGCAAAAUCACCGUUCGAUGCCAACAAACUAUACUGCAGUGAAAUCCUAUCCAUCUUACUGCAAGGAACCCCGGAAAACCGACAGCUUUUGGGUGAAAUUGACGGCAUCGAUAUUUUACUUCAACAACUGGCUAUUUUCAAGCGGCAAGAUCCUAAAACAGGCGAGGAACAAGAAAUGAUGGAAAACCUUUUUGAUUGUGUUUGUUCCAGCCUGAUUCACGUUCCCAACCGCGACAGAUUUCUCAAGGGAGAAGGGCUCCAACUUAUGAACCUCAUGUUGCGAGAGAAAAAAAUGUCUAGAAAUGGCGCACUCAAAGUUUUAAAUCACGCACUUAGUGGUGAAUCUGGUAGAGAUAAUUGCACUAAGUUUGUGGACAUUCUCGGCCUAAGGACUAUUUUCCCGCUUUUCAUGAAGACGCCUCAUAAGCUAAAGAGAAAAGGAAUGUCAGCCGAGGAGUAUGAAGAACACAUCAUCUCAAUCAUUGCAAGCAUGCUAAAGUCGUGCCGAGGGUCGCAACGCUCCAGAAUACUACUGAAGUUCACAGAAAACGACCACGAAAAAACUGACCGACUGAUGGAGCUUCACUUCAAGUACUUUGACAAGUUACGCGUGAUCGACGCUCAACUGCAGCGGAACGAAACCGACGAGGAGGACGAGGACGAAAUUUACCUCAAGCGGCUGGAAGGAGGACUGUUUACGCUUCAACUCGUCGACUACAUCAUGAUGGAAGCCUGCGCCUCGGGAGCCGCCUCCGUCAAGCAGCGCGUUUUACACACGCUCAAUUUGAGAGGAGGCACGGUCAAAACGAUUCGAGAAAUAAUGAGAGAGUACGCAGGAAAUCUUGGGGAUGGCAGUGAAAGCGAAGCGAAAGAAGAAGAAAAACAACACAUCCUUCAGCUCUUAGACAAGUUUUAAGAUUACCCAGCAGUUCUACCUAAAAUACAAAAUUUUCCACUA
Messenger RNA from Daphnia carinata, 1810 nucleotides. Its product is annotated as beta-catenin-like protein 1. Lineage: Eukaryota; Metazoa; Arthropoda; Branchiopoda; Diplostraca; Daphniidae. Gene Ontology annotation, cellular component: spliceosomal complex. The transcript is spliced from 8 exons. The coding region runs from base 95 to 1768 and encodes 557 amino acids. The record is from RefSeq and is a predicted model, not a curated record.